This is a messenger RNA of Brassica napus (rape), 1617 nucleotides long. Its product is annotated as transcription factor bHLH112. The record is from RefSeq and is a predicted model, not a curated record. The transcript has 8 exons. Gene Ontology annotation, biological process: regulation of transcription by RNA polymerase II. Bases 246 to 1382 code for a protein of 378 amino acids. Gene Ontology annotation, cellular component: nucleus. Gene Ontology annotation, molecular function: RNA polymerase II cis-regulatory region sequence-specific DNA binding; protein dimerization activity; DNA-binding transcription factor activity, RNA polymerase II-specific. Lineage: Eukaryota; Viridiplantae; Streptophyta; Magnoliopsida; Brassicales; Brassicaceae.
UUAUGAUGAUAUACAGUAGUAUUUUUUUUCCUCUAAAACUGUUUCAAAUGUCAACUCAUUUCUGGUAAUUUCCACACACUUGUCCGUACUUGCCUAUAUAAACAAACAUACACACCCUCAUAAAAAAUAUACCAGCGUUUCACAUUCACGCCCUUCAUAUCACAUAAUACACAAACUCUUGACCUUUGUCUAAUAACGAUCUAGGGGUGAGCAUAUAGUAAAACUUUCUGAUUCUGUUUACAUACAUGGCUGAUGAGUUUCAAGCUACGGCAGCAAUUUGCGGUAGCGGAGGCGGUGCUUGGUGGAGCUCGCCGAGAAGCGUUAUGUCUCCUUCGGAUCAUUUCUUGUCGCCUUAUUUCGGAGCUACAAUCACUUCCGAUGAUUUUGGCUGUCAAGAGAAUAAUAUCAAAUCUAGGAAUACUUGUACAGACAACAACAUCAUUUCUGGGCAGCGAGAGGCCGAUUCCGACAGUGGAGGAAGCACCGUGACGAUUGACUCGACGAUGCAAAUGAUGGGUCUAGGGUUUUCCUCGAACUCUUCUUCAGAUUGGAACCACACAAUUUUACAGGAAGACUUAAACUCAAGCUUCUUAAGGAGCUCACAAAAUCAUGGCCAAGGAUUCUCAUCGACAACUGCUUCACCUUAUCUUCUUAAUCCAGCUUGCUCUUCAACUUCUUCUUCCUCGAGCUUGUUACGAACCUUUUAUGAUCCCGAACCGAACCCGUACAGCUUCGUUUCCACCACUAGCUGCUCCUUAAACAACCCUCACGCCUCUUGGGCUAAUAAAAAGAUAAAUCCUAAUCAUCAAGUUUCUUAUGGACUAAUUAACAACUUCUCUGACAACACAAACUCUCUACCCUUUUGGAGUUCUUCAUUAACCACUAACUUAAAUAACACGACGCAUAACAGUUAUGUAACCACUCCGCUGAUAAUACCCCCUCGUGUUGACGAUAAAACCAAGAAGACAAGAGGCCAGAGUGAGUCUUUGAAGAGAGGAAAGUACAAUGAACCUGCGUCGAAGAAACAGAGAGUUACCACGCCUUCACCCUUGCCAAAUUUUAAGGUGAGAAAAGAGAACCUAAGGGACCAGAUUACUUCAUUGCAACAGCUGGUUUCACCUUUCGGAAAGACAGAUACCGCAUCGGUUCUCCAAGAAGCUAUAGAGUACAUCAAGUUCCUUCACGAUCAAGUCACUGUUCUAAGUACUCCAUACAUGAAACAAGGUGCCCCGAUCCAUCAACAACAGCAGGAUGGAAACGAUAAUCAAGAACUAAGAGCACACGGUCUAUGUCUCGUCCCGAUAUCAAGCACUUUUCCGGUGGCUAAUGAAACAACCGCCGAUUUUUGGACACCGACGUUUGGGGGAAACAAUUUCAGGUGAAUAAAGAGAGAGGGUUGUGGUUGUCAAGACGGAUCGGAACAUAUGCUAAAUUCAGCUUGCAAACUCUAAAGCAUGGAUAUAAUUUUAAUGUAUUUUCUUCUUCUUUUCUUGUCUUUUAAUCUUGUAUUUCGUAGGGAGUUUUAUUGCUGAAUUUAGCAGAUAUGGGUUGUUUUAUGUUGAAGAACCUUUUGUUCCUGUCCUUGUUCUUGAAUUUAUAUAUAGACAUAUUUUUGCC